GCGCGCGUGCGCGCACAUACGUACCCACUGAUAGAUUUUCCUUAUUUGAUUAAAACUACAACAGCAAGAUACGUUAAUCAAGUACCUAGUGGAUAUGCGAAAGAAAUGAAUUAUUGGCAAUAUCCACGAUGACCAAAAUCUAUAAAUGACUUUAAAAUUACUUCGCAUUUAUUGAUAAUUGGUGAUCUGACUACAAAUAUAAGGAAUUUAGUGAUAGAUUCUUGCUACAUUUCCUUCCUUAAUGACAAGCGUUGGUGUGGCGUCCCCAGCGCGCUCUGCAGCGCUGUCGGUGGACUGAACAACCACGCCCGCGCGGAGCAGAGCAGCUGUGUGUGUCCUCAAAUGGAGUCUGCAUGAACCGACGGUGGAAGGACGAACUGCAGUAUUUAAAAACACAUCUUCUACUCUAGGAAGACGAUAUUGUAACAGUGCAAUAUGGAUCUACCGCCCGACCCCGUCAGAGACUCGGCCGAAUGCGCUACUAAAGCGGUCACAUUGGAUGAGAACAUCCCGGUAAAGCUCCACACCAAGGCUGAGACCGAGCACCCGGCGAGAAGGCAGAGCUGUUCCAGCACCAACAGAGAUGUAACAAAGAAGACACACACAUCCCAAAUUGAGAGUAUUCCCUGUAAGAUCUGUGGCGAUAAAUCAUCCGGGAUCCAUUAUGGCGUUAUCACAUGUGAGGGAUGUAAGGGUUUCUUUCGUAGGAGUCAGCAGGGAGCGGUUGUGUACUCGUGUCCUCGUCAGAAAAGCUGUGUGAUUGACCGCACCAGCCGUAACCGCUGCCAGUACUGUCGGCUACAGAAGUGCCUGGCAGUGGGCAUGUCGAGAGACGCGGUGAAAUUUGGGCGCAUGUCUAAGAAGCAGAGGGACAGUCUGUUUGCAGAGGUCCAACGACAUCGACAGCAGCGACAACAGGAGGAACCAGCCGGGGAGGAGUUAGAGGAGGGGCGGGACUCCAAGCCACCUGGAGAGGAGGAGUCAGACGAGGGGCGGGACCCCCAGCCACCUGGAGAGGAGGCAUCAGACGAGGGGCGGGACUCCCAGCCACCUGGAGAGGCAGAGCCAUUAACACCCUCUUACAGCCUCUCCACCAAUGGCCUCACAGUACUUCCUAAUGAACUUGGCAGUUAUGUAAAUGGUCACACCACAGAUGAAGGGAAGGGGAGCUCUGUGAUUGGUGGAUUCUACCUGGACACUCAGCCCUCUCCCGACCAGUCAGGUCUCGAUAUGGAUGACAUUAAACUUGAGCCGGUCUGUGACCUAAGUCCUGAAUCGGCCACUGACCCAUACUGUUGCUAUAGCAAUAACACUUCAGCUACUGAUGACAUGAAUGAUUUGGAACAUCUGUCCAUGAUCAUCUGUAAGUCGCACAUGGAGACAUGCCAGUACCUGCAGGAGGAGCUGCAGUCCAGCAGCAGGUCCACCGUGCUGCACGCCGACCUGGACGCCUACCAGAUGAAGUCUCAGGAGGAGAUGUGGCAGGUGUGUGCGGUAAAAAUGACAGAAGCAGUGCAGUACGUAGUGGAGUUCGCCAAGCGUAUCGAUGGAUUUAUGGACCUGUGUCAGAAUGAUCAGAUAGUACUGCUCAAAGCAGGCUCCUUAGAGGUGGUCUUUGUAAGGAUGUGUCGUGCCUACGACUCAGAGAACAACACUGUCUACUUUGAUGGUGCAUACGCAGGUCCAGAGGUCUUCACGUCACUAGGCUGUGAUGAUCUGAUCUGCUCUGUAUUUGAGUUUGCUAAGAGCCUGAGCUCUUUACAUUUGACGGACGAUGAAAUUGGCCUCUUCUCUGCUUUUGUGCUCAUGGCUUCAGAUCGUUCUUGGCUUCAGGAGAAAAGCAGAGUUGAGAAACUUCAGCAGAGGAUUAAACUAGCCCUACAGAACCUGCUACAAAAGAAUCAGAGAGAUGAAGAAGUCUUCACCAAGCUGGUGUGUAAGGUGUCUAUAGUUCGGGACCUCUGCUGCAGACACAUGGAACAUCUCACAUCCUUUCGCGCUCUCCACCCUGACACAGUACACUCGCGCUUCCCUCCCCUCUACAAAGAGCUCUUCGGCUCAGACUUUGAGCAGGCUCUGCCCCGGCAGGCCUGACUGCCCCACAGCACCCCCUGCUGCACAUACUAAGAAACAUCCAUGGAAACGUCACACGCUGGAAAGAGCUCAAUCUCCAGUCAGUCACCAUUUCUUCAGCAACAUUGUCACACUGCACCCCUACAAAGCUGAAAGCACUACAGACUUUCCUCCUAACUGAGCACAGAGUGAUGGUCUGAGUUGUCCCAGGAGAAAACUGCCUCCUUCAGCCAGCUUGAGGCUGCUGUCCUCUACGUCUUUCCCAAAGUCUCACGUCUACGCAAAUAAGAUCUCACCCAGGAGCAUUGAAGCAGAUACGCCACUGCAGUUGACUAGCCAUAAGCGCCAUCUGCUGGUUAGAAAGUGCAAUUCUCAGUUCUGAGUUUUCAAACUCAGAUGUUUAGCGUGGUGGAGCCAAAAACAUCUGAUACUGCCCUUCCCCUGGUCCCUGACUGAUCCAGUACCAUACAGGCACUGGGAACACACACCCAACACACAAACAGGAGUCACAUAGCCUGAUCACUGUAGCAUAGUCAGCCCUGUGGUGUCUAAAAGUGGAACAUUCUUAUCCCUUUAGACACGUAUGGUGUGGAGGACCCCAAAAAAUAAAAAAGUAGCACUUUGUGUUUUUCAGCAAUAACGAUCAACAUAGAAAGAAGUGCUGAAAGGUUAUGACUUGACCGUGCUGACAGUGUGGGUUGUUAUAACAUGACCGUGCUGACUGUGUGAGUGGUAAUGACGUGACCGUGCUGACCAUGUGGGUGGUUAUGACGUGACCGUGCUGACUGUGUGGGUGGUUAUGACGUGACCGUGCUGACUGUGUGGGUGGUAAUGACCUGACCGUGUGGGUGGUAAUGACGUGACCGUGCUGACUGUGUGGGUGGUAAUGACGUGACCGUGUGGGUGGUAAUGACAUGACCGUGCUGACUGUGUGAGUGAUAAUGACGUGACCGUGCUGACCAUGUGGGUGGUUAUGACGUGACCGUGCUGACUGUGUGGGUGGUUAUGACGUGACCGUGCUGACUGUGUGGGUGGUAAUGACCUGACCGUGUGGGUGGUAAUGACGUGACCGUGCUGACUGUGUGGGUGGUAAUGACGUGACCGUGCUGACCAUGUGGGUGGUUAUGACGUGACCGUGCUGACUGUGUGGGUGGUUAUGACGUGACCGUGCUGACUGUGUGGGUGGUAAUGACGUGACCGUGCUGACCAUGUGGGUGGUUAUGACGUGACCAUGCUGACUGUGUGGGUGGUUAUGACGUGACCUUGCUGACUGUGUGGAUGGUUAUGAUGUGACCGUGCUGAUCGUGUGGGUAGUUAUGACAUGACUGUGCUGACCGUAGCUCAUUUCACUGGCAUGGUGGUAUGCCAAAAGCAAAGCAUUGGCCAUUUUAUAUGUAGCUGGGAUGAGUGGAAAUCUGGGAUAUGUAGCUGGGAUGAGUGGGAAUCUGGGUGGGAUGUGAUGUGAUUGUAGGCAGUGGCUAACCCUUCCCAGAACUGCGGCGCUUUGUAAAGGAAAUGGGUGGCCGCUGCUCCAGUUCCUCAGGGAAAGAGGAGGUUCCAGUCCUUCAUUCUUCCAUCUUCUGGCUUCCCGCAGUGAUCGUCCCUGCCCCACUUUGGAAUUGCUUUCACCGUGCUUCGUCAGUCCUCAGAAUUCCAGCCAUGGCCAUUAUUAGCACACUGUGCAAACCAAAUUUGACACUUUUAACAUUUGGUCAACAUAACAUUAAAGCAAUAGGCCUGUUCAAGUGACAGGAAUCAAUCUGGCCACAGUGGGAUUUGUAAGGGCUGGUUCAACUAUAUGUGUGCUGUAGUUACUAGCAUGAAUUUUUGUGAAAGACAAUCUAUUUAACAUUUGACCUCAUAAAAUGGGUAUUUGGGAAAUGCUCAGGGAUACUAAUGUACUAUUGAAUCGAGAAAGAGAGUAACACAGUACAACUACUGUAAUAAUGCAAAAUCAGUGGCAACAACAAAAUCAGGGUUUAUUGCAAAUUAAUCAAUAAGAAACGUUUGCCAGCCCAACAAUGAAUGAAAAGCAAUAAUUGUGACAAAAUGUUACUUUGCAAAUGAAAUCUGCAUGCAUUUGCUUUAACCACAGACCCUGUGUGGCUUCCUUCACUUUUGUUUCUGAGUGUGUGAGCCUUCAGCCAUGUGUCGGCAGGACCUGAAGUGACCCGAAGAUAAGCUUGGGUCAUUCUGUUUGUUUGUUGUAGCAGCAACUUUGGAAAGACUUUUGUUUUUUAUAGACUCAUGUUGUUGUAAAAGACCUUUUGAUUUAAUGAGCUUCAUUUCUUUUCAACAUUAUCUUGAAUCAUUAUGGAUAAGUACAUUUCUGUGGUGAUGCUGGUCUGUCAUGUGGACGCUUGUUUCUGUGCUAGUCCAGAGGACUGAAGUAUUCUGUUUCUAUGUGCAGGUUGUAUUUUUUUUUUUUUUUUUUUUUUGGAUGCUUGUUCUAUACUGCAGCAGUAUUGUAAUUCUAACUGGUUCAUACUGGAGCAGUAUUGUAAUUCUGACUGGUUCAUACUGGAGCAGUAUUGUAAUUCUGACUGGUUCCAGGCACCAACACCUUCUCUAUAUGUAUGUUUUCAGUAUCACAGUAAUACAGUCUUUUUAAAGUUGUUGAAUUUUUCACAGGUGAAAGACCAAAACUUUUGUACAACAAGCACGCUAUGAUAUGCUCAUUUGUGUGUAACAUACUGAUCAUCUGAGUACAUCACAGUUUGUAAUAAAGAAUGACUCACCCCAAGGAUGAGGUUUCUCCUUGAGAAAUAUUUUUUGAACAUUUAAUCAAACACUUUUGUUUAAAAUCCUUGAACACUCUUGACUUGGUCUUGAGUUGCCCUCUAGCAAUAGUUUCCUACCCAUAAAUCUAAGUAUUCUGUUAGUUUUGUAUAUACACCUGUAAAAAAACAAUCUGAAAUGUAGUGUUUUUUGAAACUUGGUUUAAUCUCAGCUGAAUAUUGUGAAGUUGUGCUUAGAAAGAUUACCUCCUCAACAGCUUUUAUAAAAGUCCUGUAACACAUUGUCAAAUGGUGUGUUGAAUGUGCUGAUGAUAGUAAUUAAAAGUUGAUUAAAAACCUAUAACUUGUGAUAGAA
This is a messenger RNA of Electrophorus electricus (electric eel), 5166 nucleotides long. It is a transcript of the gene rorab, whose product is annotated as RAR-related orphan receptor A, paralog b. Gene Ontology annotation, molecular function: nuclear receptor activity; RNA polymerase II cis-regulatory region sequence-specific DNA binding; zinc ion binding. Gene Ontology annotation, cellular component: nucleus. NCBI's taxonomy places the organism in Eukaryota, Metazoa, Chordata, Actinopteri, Gymnotiformes, Gymnotidae. Gene Ontology annotation, biological process: regulation of transcription by RNA polymerase II. The record is from RefSeq and is a predicted model, not a curated record.